AUGUUAUAUCCCCAUCCAGCUCGUGCCUCGUCUGGUCUGCGUAAGCAUUUCCCAACCCCCCCCCCGCUACUACUUCUACAUAGGGCAGCGACACGCAUUCGGUCCUUCCUGGCGUUUGUGGGCCUACUCACCCUGGUAAUCGCGCUGCACGAGGCUGGACACCUGGUUGCCGCCCUAUCGCAGGGCAUCAAGUACGUACUCAGGGCCAUCCCGAUAGGCGGCUACGUUAGCUUCCCCAACGACUACAGGGUGGAUAAGAAUGGGGUGGCUACAGAGUUCGAUGAUCCCGACCUGCUGUUCAACCGGGGUCCCUUUUCGCGAGCAAUUGUUUUCGCGGCGGGGGUCGUGGUUAACUUGGCGGUGGCGUGGGCGUGUGCCUUCUGGGGCGUGACGACCGGCCGGAUUGUUCAAGCCCACUACCAGCCAGGCGUGCUCGUCGCGCAGGUGACGGAUCCAAAGGGCGGGGCAGCGGUGGCGGGCAUCCAACCAAAGGACAUUCUCCUGGCUAUCAACGGGAACAGGCUACCGGACAGCAGCACCACGAGCGUCGAGAGAGCCGUGAGGCUGAUCCAGGCGUCCGAGGGAAAGCCUGUGGCGAUUGAGGCCGCCCACCAAGGCUCUCGACCGACGACGCAGAUGGUUCAGACCGCUAUCGGGAUGUCGGGAAAGUACGUGGUGGGCGUCCUCCUCGCCGCCAACCUGGAGUCCGUGGACAGAAGGACGGCGGACACCCUCGUGGAGGCUGCUGGUGUGGCCUUCAAGAGGAUGGCCGCGUUGUCGUCAAGGACUUUCGAUCCGUAUAUUAGCUGCUCCGGCCCUGUCGAGAUCGUCGCGGUGCGGGAGGACGUAGCCCAGUCGAUCGGGCCAUCGGCCCUUCUGUCGUUUGUGGCGAUCUCCGUCAACGCUGCGGUGAUCAACUCUCUCCCCGUCCCGGGGCUGGAUGGGGGACACAUGGCGUUCAUCCUGGCAAAGAGAUCCUCAGCGGCAAGAAACUCGACCGAGGCGUCUACGACGUGAUCAACGGGGUUGGGCUUCUGAUUGUCUUCGGCAUCGACCUCGCCGCCUUCGCCCGCGAUGUGGGCAUCGCCCCUCUCUUCCAACGGAGCUUGAGCGGGGCGUUACGAUGUGUUCGUGACGGGGUUGGGCUACUUAUCGUCUUCGGCAUCAGCCUCGUCACCUUCGCCCGCGACCUGGGCAUCGCCGCUCUCUUCGAACGGAUCUUGAGCGGGGCGCUACGACGUGUUCGUGAGGUGGAUUAUGUCAUCCUUGCGAAGGCUAUUGCUGUAACAAUCAUGUGUCGUGUGCUUGAGGAAUGAAAUAUGAAUGUCGCAGUUCCAGGACGCAGAUCUUCGGGGUACAUUCCGUUAUAGACUAUCUUUGGCAAGUUGUGUGGUGUUCCGAGUUCUGGAUGCGUCUUUACGGCUGUGGAUUUCUUGCAACUGCUGUUGCUUGCGUGCUUGGGUGCUCGACGCACCUGGUGCGCACUCUCUUCUGCGUCCGUGUCUUCAAGAGGCAACCUACAUAAUAAACAUCAACAUCUCUCCAUGUCUGUCAACCGGGUCAGCCGUGCU
Ectocarpus siliculosus is the source of this 1571-nucleotide messenger RNA. The record is from the annotation of a GenBank genome assembly. Lineage: Eukaryota; Phaeophyceae; Ectocarpales; Ectocarpaceae.